CCGCGCGCCCGGCCCGGCGCGGCGACACUGCGGCCCGGGGCAGCGGGCGCCGAGGACCUGCGCUGACUCCGGCCCGAGGAGUUUCCUGAGUUUUGGAGAAGGCCUGGUUUCCCCAAAGGAAAGACUUCUGGUGGAAGUCUGAAGGUCUGAUCCACGAAAAAAAAAUCCAGUAUAGCCAAUGAAUUAAGGAGAAGAAGGUUUCCAAUCAGUCCCUGCUAUGUGGAUAUUUGUUAGCAAUGACUGAUGUGGAAACUACAUAUGCAGAUUUUAUUGCUUCAGGAAGAACGGGUAGAAGAAAUGCAAUACAUGACAUCCUGGUUUCCUCUGCAAGUGGCAACAGCAAUGAAUUAGCCUUGAAAUUAGCAGGUCUUGAUAUCAACAAGACAGAAGGUGAAGAGGAUGCACAGCGAACUUCAACAGAACAAAGCGGGGAAGCCCAGGGGGAGGCAGGAAAGUCCGAAAGCUAACACCCCACUUUGACCUUCGUCGACACCCGACAAUGUCUCACAUCUCCAGGCCUGGCUGGAAUGCUUUGUUUCCAAGAGUGGAAAGGGGAAAAAGAAAAUGGCUGUGCUGCGUUGCAGGAACCUGCUCAUUAUCAUGUUAAAAAUGGGGGCAGAGGCUGCGGCUGCAGACAGACUUUUCUCUACCUCUGUCAUGAGCAAUGGUUGAAAUCAUGUGGCUUGUGUUGGGACGUCAUUGUUGUACGGAUCCUUUCACUUGACCAUAUGAUGAAAUGCUUUUAGAGGGUAGCACCGAUCUAGAUGAUGAUUCUUCCUGUAGCAUCUGGCCCCUCACAAUGUCAGAGGAUUUAAUUGUGUCUAAUUGCAAAGGGUUGGUUGAACCCCAGAGUUUAAAUAUCUCUGGCCCAAGUAUUCACCCAGUAAAAGAACCAUCCAGAAAGCACUGUUUUUAGCAUUAUGUAUCUGUGUGUUAUUAUACUGUGUUAUUUACACUGUUUUGUAUUGUACAAUAUAGAUGCUCAGCACUGCCCCCUUCUUUGAUUGCUUAUGAAAAACAAAAAUAAUGUAUGUUACUGUGAAUUUUUAUACCACUCAUUUUUAAAAGGGCUGUGUCUUUUUCUUCUCCAUAGUGUGGUGGUGUACACAGGAUAGAACACGUUUUCUUUUUAACUUAAUCUUUCCCUUUGACUAAGUGUUGAUGAAUUGAUUAAUUCUAACAGAUUCAUCAACACUCCUUUACUUUAUUAUAUAGGCAUUUGAAAAUAUCCAUUAAUGUGAAUAUUACCGGAAUUCACUCUGUUUGGUGUCUGCACAGACCAGAAUUUAAUCUGCAAAUUUUGUUUUAUUCCCAAGUAGGGAAUUUUUCCCAACUAAUAUUUUUAUUUUUAAUUAUGAGGAUUUGGGAGAAUUGAGAAGAUGGGAAAGAGAAGCCAAGAUAAUACUGAGAACUGUAAAUAUUUUGUUCUACUGGAAUCAAAUUUCUCACAAUGUUCUAUGCUACUAUUUAAAUUUGGAGGACAACUUAUCUCCAUGGAGCCACAAAAGAUGGAGAAAAUGAUCUCCUUGCAAUCAUGUGGACACCAAUCACAAAAAUAAAGCCCUUGUGUUGUGUUUUUCAUGUCUUUUAUCAGCCCUAUCAGAUCCAAAUGUUAUUAUGCACUUUUUAAUGUUUGUAAACUUUUACUAAUAAUUAGUGUGAAUUGCAUUCUGAUACAAUAAUAAUCAUCAUUAGAAGCUAACAAAAUCUUCAUUAAUACUGUUGGUGGCCUCUGCUGUGUUUUGACAUCAUGGUUCUUACAUGGAAAGUUUCUGUGAGCUGUGUAAUCCCUCUGGUCAGUAUUAUGAAAUCAUUUAUCAGUGGUAAUAAAUAAGGAACCAGUAAUAUGCCAAUGGCUCAUGAAUUACUGGACAAAUAGCAGACAACAGGAAGACCUUUUACAGUAAAGAGCCCACUUAACUGUCCUCAAGAUCUUAGAUAGAGUCCUAUGUAAAGUAGGCUAAGUGGCAGGUAAUCUAUAUGGACAUACCAGGAACUCAGCCCUCCUUUGUAGUCUAAUACAGGAUGAAAGGUAAGUCUGCCUUCAUCUCCCUUUACACUACUUUUCAAAUGAGUGGGAUAAGGGCAUGGGUAUCAUUUGGUCCUCAAUCAUAUGCUACUAGAAAAAAUGUUAACAGUGUGAGUGUCUCGGAAAACAGAAAGAGGAAAGAUUAAAUUUUAGAGUAUUUCCAUCUGUCUAACCCAUUAGGGUCUAAAAUGUGCAGUUAAAAUUCAAACAAAUCCACCUAUCAAUAGACUCACAAGUGGAAAAAGGUUCCUGAGGCUAUUUUAGACAAUCUCUGGUAGUCCGUUGAAAACGUCCAACUCAUAAAAUCACUUUUUCAAUAUCCUCAUUUAGUAUCCUCAUAGCUUUCUUGUAAAUCUAAGUAAAGUUCUUUUCAUCCUUAAAGUUGUGGAAUUCCAAACUGAUUUCAUGUGAUUUUGUAAAGUUUAGGAUUAGUGCUGAGUAUAUGUGGAGGGUUUUUAUUCCUAUGUGAUAUACUAUUAUUAAUGCAUGUGGUGUCAUGCUUGUGUUUGAGUAUAUAAUAGUGCUGAAUUUCAAAGUCAUAUGGAGCUUUUGAAUUAUUUCCAUCUCUUACUGCUACUUUGUCUGCUACAUUCAAACCCAGAGGCAUUCCCAAGCUGAAAGAUAAAAAUCUACUUUCCAAAAUGUCCACACCCUUCAAAUGUCUCACAGCAAAAGUUCACAGUAUCUUCCAAAUUUUAUUGUAAUACUUUUACUGGCAAGUCAGUAAUAUACAUGGAAUUGAAUUUUUAAAGAGAGAAGGAAAGGGUAGAAAACUAAGGCAUUGAUUUCCUAAUACACAUUGAAUGCCUUUUAACCAACUGACCUUAUAUUCAUCGCUCCCCAGCACAUAUUCUCCCAUUUAAGCCUCCAACAAUUUGAUUAAAAAGAUAGGGUUAUCCCAUUUCACAGAUUAGGAAAUCAAGUCUCAAUAAGGUAUAACUUUUCUAAGCUUAAAAACCUAAUAAAUGAUGAAAUUAACAUUUGAACCUAUCUUUGUCUCCAAAAAGCUUUCUAUUGCACAUGCCGUAAAACUAAAGCCAAUGACAGAGGAUGUUGAUCUGUAAGGGAAUAUUUAGAGAUGGACUGGUUCAGCCUCCAUGUUCUAGAGAAGGAAACUGAGUCCCAGAAAGGGGAAUUGUCUUUUAAGGUUACCUAGAUAAGUGAUGAUACAGAUGUCAUUAGAUCAUAGAAAGUGCACUUUUAAAAAAAAAGAAAUUCAAUUAGAAUUUAUUUUUUGUGUUAUACUUCCUCAAAGAUAUUUUUCUGACAUUGUAGUCUGUAAAUUUAGCAUGGUUCAGAUCUUUUAUGUUCCAUGCUACUUAUUUGGUUUAAUUAACUAGAACUAUGACACUCUCAGUUUUCGACUCAUUUGCAACGUGUGAACUUGUCAAAUGUACCUUUUAUCAAUUGUUAAGCAUCCUAUGCCAACAUAUUGUUAUCAUAAAUUCAUAGAAAUAUUUUUCCAGUAGAUAACAGGCAGCCUUCAAUUUUUAGGCAAUACCCCCAGAGCUGCACACUGUAAAUGCCCUACACUUGAGUCUUACUCAGACACAGAGGAAAUGUACCAUUUUAGAAGUUGAAUUAUAUUGCUGUUUCUCUUUAGAGAAGCAAAAAUGGAAAAAGAAAUGUAUCUGCUGGGCAGCAAGGCUUCUGAGUGAAGCCUGUAGUAAUAGGGAGAAAAUGUAUAGUCAUCAAGUGAAAACAGGAAACGAUCUAUGAUUUAUGAUGUCUUAAUAGGCCCUAAAUUGUUCUUUAAUUAAAAGAGUGGCAGUCUCUGAAGUCAUUUGUGAGCUUGUAUGACUUUUGUAUUUAGCGAUGUUGCAUGCUCAGAUAAUUGAUAUUAAAAGUAAUACA
Messenger RNA from Diceros bicornis minor, 3883 nucleotides. It is a transcript of the gene PKIA, whose product is annotated as cAMP-dependent protein kinase inhibitor alpha. The coding region runs from base 237 to 467 and encodes 76 amino acids. The transcript is spliced from 4 exons. Gene Ontology annotation, molecular function: cAMP-dependent protein kinase inhibitor activity. The record is from RefSeq and is a predicted model, not a curated record. Gene Ontology annotation, biological process: negative regulation of cAMP-dependent protein kinase activity. Gene Ontology annotation, cellular component: nucleus; cytoplasm. NCBI's taxonomy places the organism in Eukaryota, Metazoa, Chordata, Mammalia, Perissodactyla, Rhinocerotidae.